Olea europaea var. sylvestris is the source of this 1443-nucleotide messenger RNA. RefSeq lists its product as uncharacterized. The coding region runs from base 1 to 1443 and encodes 480 amino acids. The record is from RefSeq and is a predicted model, not a curated record. NCBI's taxonomy places the organism in Eukaryota, Viridiplantae, Streptophyta, Magnoliopsida, Lamiales, Oleaceae. Gene Ontology annotation, molecular function: protein dimerization activity. The transcript is spliced from 5 exons.
AUGGAAGAAAGUGAUUCUUCAACCAUGUCAAAAGCUAGUAAACUCAAAAGGGAUUCCGAUGAUGUUGGAUGGGAAACCGCGAUUUUGGUAGAUCCAACCAAUUUCAAUAAUGUGAAAUGCAUAUUAUGUGACAAGGUUACUAAGGGAGGAAUUUCUAGGCAUAAAUUUCACAUAGCGGGAAUAAAGGGAAGAGAGAAGAUAUUGAAUGAUGCUAAGUUGAGGGAAGAUGUGAAUACGUCUUUGCCUACAAUAGAUGAGGAAGAAGAUGAAAUUGCUAUUAUUGAAAGAGGGACUAGGAAAAGGCUUAGGAAUGUGGGACCUAUGGAUCAAUUUGCAAGGUCCAUCAAUGUCAAUGAUGCUUCUGUGACUCUUGGUCAAUAUGGACCGGCUUACAUUCCUCCUUCUCAAUACCAAUUAAGGGAGCCACUAUUGAAGGCAGAGGUGGAGAGGACAAAAGAAACUUUAAAGAAGCAAGAAGAAGAGUGGAAAAAUAAUGGGUGUUCAAUCAUGACCGAUGCUUGGAGUGAUAGAAAAAGAAGAAGCAUCAUGAAUUUGUAUGUGAAUUGUAAAUUGGGGACCACAUUUAUUUCUUCAAAGGAAGCUUCAAAUGAUGCUCAUACAGGUCAAUAUAUAUUUGAAUAUGUCAAUGAUUGUAUUAAAGAGGUUGGGGUUGAAAAUGUGGUUCAAGUUAUAACCGAUAAUGCUUCCAAUAAUAUGGCAGCCGCAAAGUUAUUAGAAUUACAAAGGCCUAACAUAUUUUGGACAUCAUGUGCCACUCACACUUUAAACCUUAUGCUUGAAGGAAUCUCUAAACUUCCCAACUUCAAGGGAGUGAUUAACAAGGCAAAAUCAUUCACUAUUUUCAUGAUAGACUUGUGUUUGAAGGUAUUCACUCCUCUAGUGAAAGUUCUUAGACUUGUUGAUGGAGAAGAAAAACCUUCAAUGGGCUUUGUUUAUGGGGAGUUACUAAAGGCAAAGGAUGACAUUGCAAACAUAUUGAAGAGGGAAUGUGAUUAUAGGCCAAUCUUGGACAUUAUUGAUGUUAAAAGUAAGGGUCGCCUUGAUAGUCCGCUUCACACAACGGCAUAUUUUUUGAAUCCAUUCUAUUUCUUCAAGAAUCCAUGUAUCAAAGAUGAUUCAUUCAUGAUAAAUAAUUUGAUUGCUUGUGUUGAGAAAUUCUUUCCUGAUGAUCAAAUGCAACAUCAUGUGAUAAAUAUUGAGUUGCAAAAAUAUGUCCAAAAGGAAGGUUCAUUUGAAAGGAGGCUUGCAAUAAGUGCAUGUGAGAACAAUGAUGAAAAUUACAAACCGGUGAGUUGGUGGGAUUUUUAUGGGAAUGAAACACCCAAUUUGAAGAUCAUGGCAAAAAGGAUACUUGGUUUGACUACUAGUUCAUCCGGUUGUGAAAGAAAUUGGAGUUCUUUUGAAGGGAUAAGUAUUAAUUAA